This is a messenger RNA of Vespa crabro (European hornet), 2149 nucleotides long. RefSeq lists its product as uncharacterized. Gene Ontology annotation, molecular function: lipid binding. The transcript is spliced from 6 exons. Bases 263 to 1672 code for a protein of 469 amino acids. The record is from RefSeq and is a predicted model, not a curated record. NCBI's taxonomy places the organism in Eukaryota, Metazoa, Arthropoda, Insecta, Hymenoptera, Vespidae.
AUCACAGUCGUAUGUGUGUUCGUCGACCAGCAAACAAGCCAUGCUGCUGGUGAUCAUAGUCUUAAAAAUAUUUCAAAACGGAUAAAUAGAGGAUGCUAUUCGCGUGAGAACGCGUAUUAAAAAAUAUUCGAUUCGAUAAAUUCGAUUUAGAUUCAAUUUAAAUUCAAUUUAUUAUAAAAUUUUCAUAUACUACUUUUCUCUCUCUUUCUCUGGCUCUUCCUUUCUCUCUCAUUUUUUUUUCUCCCCGUCAUCUCAAAUAAACAUGCGAGCUAUUUACAAAUUUAUCCUCCUUAUUUCUUGUUGUUCUUUGAUUUGCCAUGCCGAGGAUUCUAAAGUCAACGCGAAAGAAGCGAAACAAAUCGCCGCCGGUGAAAAACGCCUUGGAGAUCAUAUUCGUGCGAUCUUGAAACAUUAUCAACAAUAUGAUCCAGUUGGUUUACCCGGUGUUCCAAUACCCGAUCCCAUGCCAGUACCAGAUAUGAAACAUUCUUUUUCCAUGUAUACAAUGAAUUUCAAAGAGAUCAACGUUUAUGGAUUAUCCAAAUUUCGUAUUGAACAUAUCAAAUCUGAAUUGGCACUGAUGCAGGUUUCGGCAGCAUUGAGUAUUACAAGACUCGAUAUUCGUGGAUUAUAUACCCUUGCAUCUUGGCUUUCAAGAUCAGCCGGCAAUUUUACUGUAAUAUUAACAGGAGUUAACGUCGAAGGCGUUGCAAGAUUGGAAGUUGGAGUUGAUGGUAAAUUACAAGCACAGAACAUCGACAUGGAUUUAACUUUCGAGAACAUUGAUAUGGAUUUCAAGAAUCUUGGCUUUUUGGGAUCCGUUUUUCAAGGUGUUAUCAAUUCUGUUGGCGCUUUUAUAUUCGACAGUAUUAAACCAUUCAUUUUAAAGGAAGUUAACACCAAUAUGAGAGGCGAGGUAAACAAGCAAAUAUCUCAGUUACCGCAGUAUUUCCCAAAUUCUAUAUCACCGUUCGAUAUGGCAGUAGCCGAGGGUCGUAGACAAGUUUCACAAAUGGGUUACGAUCCAUUUAAGGUAAAGGAUUAUAGCCAAAACGUUGGUAUUUUUACUGUGACAUCAUCGCACACUUGGAUCACCGGAUUGGGAAGUUUCUAUCGUAUGGGUAACAUCACGCUUACCAUGGAAAAUGGCACGGUAUAUGCAGUUUUGGAUAUUGGAACACAAGAGAUCGAGGGAAGAACGCAUUGGGAAGUAAGCGUAAUUGGUGGCGUCCUGUCGAGAGCAGGUACAGUGUCCUUCACCGUUCAAUACUUCAGAGUUCAACUGAAUUUAAGUCAACCACUUGAUACGCGUAAACGACCAACAUUGGAAGAACUAGAUUUGGAAUUGGGUAAUAUACAAGCGCGAAUACACGGUGCCGGUACUCUUGAUUAUGUUAUGGAAGCGAGCAUCAAUAUAAUUCCAAAUCUUUUGAGGUAUCAAAUAAUGGAUGCGAUCGAAGGACCUCUCAAGAAACGAAUACAAGAAGAAUUAAAUAAAAUAGACGUCGAGAAACUUAUUAAUGAGAAAAUACCAGAAAUAGAGGAACAAGCCAGGCUAAUGCAAGGAUUAUCUCCAUCCGAUGAAAUUAUCUUGGAGGAUCCUGUACCUCCACAAAUACCAGACGAUUUAACUCCGUUCUCUGAAAGCGAAGAGGAACGAGGGCCUUCGUAAAUAUCUAACGUAAAUACAAACAGAGAAAAAGCCAAAGAAAAAGAGAGAAAAAGAGAGAGAAUAUAUAUAUAUUUUCUUUUUUUUUGGGGGUGGGGGGAAGAAACUACGAACUUCAUAAGAAAAAAAAAAAAAAAAAAAAAAAAAAGAACAUAACACACUUGAUGUCUACAUUUUGCGAUUAAUAUAAAUUUUGUUUUUCUAAUCAGACGUGGCUUUUCGCCAGACAAUUUUAUUCUCUAUGUGCUGCAAUACAUACAAGUCUAUGCAAUCGGUACAUAAUGUAAGUCUAUGUAACAAGUACGGGAAAUGAUUAAAAUAAAACAUCCAAGUGUGAUUCAACUAACGAAUUAUCCGAGGAUGUGAUGUAACAUACUCUGCUUGUAGAUAAAUUAUAUACGAGUAACGUAGUUACGUAAGGGGAAAAUCAAAUUUGGUAUGUGAUGUUAAUUGUCAAUAAAAAUUAACAUUAUCAAGAUA